Messenger RNA from Danio aesculapii, 1663 nucleotides. Its product is annotated as C1q-related factor. Gene Ontology annotation, molecular function: protein binding. The record is from RefSeq and is a predicted model, not a curated record. Bases 159 to 839 code for a protein of 226 amino acids. The transcript has 4 exons. NCBI's taxonomy places the organism in Eukaryota, Metazoa, Chordata, Actinopteri, Cypriniformes, Danionidae.
ACUGACAUAAAGCUCCUCUUUAUAAACACACACACACAGACCUAAAUCUACCUCUUUGAAUGUGGAAGGAGGAGAUCUGCCUGAAUAUAAAGCCGAAUGCAACACUCCCAACAAUUUUCACUCGCUUAAGACUCAAAAGGCAGAAACAGCUGUGAGACAUGAAAGGAAAUGUUGUUGUGCUGUUCUGCGUGUUGCCACUGGUGCUUGGCCAGCAAAAGACCUACAGCUGGGAUGGACCAGGACAAACCCUCGCUCCAGAUCCCAUCAACCCGUGCCUGACUGACCAGGAGUCAUGUGGUUGUUGUGUGAUGCAGAAGAAAAAGUGGCAAUUGCAGCAAUAUUUAAACUCUAGUAUGAAUGUACUGGAGGAUUCGCUGGCCAAAGCACAAAACACACUGAAAAACAUCAGAGACAACCGAGUGGCGUUUUCUGUUGGUCUGACUGACAAAAGACGUUGUAUUGGUCCAGUGAAGUUGCCGAUAAACGUGGUCUACCAGAGCAUCUUCAUUAACAUUGGAGAGGCUUAUAACUCCACGAAUGGCGUAUUCACUGUUCCUCGUUCAGGCGUUUAUAACCUGGCGUUCACAGUAUUCAGCGACGCAGGCUCUCCAGGUGCACCGCUGGCUGUCUGUGCCAGCAUACGGAAGAACGGUGUGGCUCUAGCAGCUCUCAGAGAGAUUUAUGAUCAAGAUCAGGAGGACCAGGCCACUGCUGUCUUACUAGCACAGCUCAGUGUAGGAGACCGCAUUACCAUCAGUCUGCAGGCUGGAUGCUGGCUCUGUGAUGAUCAGAACCACUACAACACAUUCAGCGGCUUUCUGCUGUAUGCCACUGAGUGAAACACGCACACACACACACACACACACACACACAGGUUGGCUUUUGUGGUUUAUGAGGACUCUCCAUAGGUGUAUGUAUUUUAUACUGUAAAAAACAAAUAAUAGAGUAUAUAGCCUUACCCUAUGCAGAAAACCUUUGGCAAAUUUUGAAUGUGAAAAGACUCUGUUUAGUAAGAUUUAAAACUGUUUUAAAUUAUAAGAACACAAGGCAUGUCUUCAUAAACCACCAUAACAUUAUAGCUCAUACCCAUGUCAUUAUAUAAAUAUGUGUCCGCAUAAAUUACAUAAGUACACACAGAUACACACUCACAAACACACAAAUGUACUGUUCACUGUUUAAGCUAAAUCAAAUAUCAUCAACUUGCAUUACAUUAAACUGACUAAAACAACUCGUAUGACUAAUUAACUUGUAUGAAAGAAAUAAUUGAAACAUUAUUUUAUUAUAUUUAAGUAAAAAAACAUACGUUGACAUGACAUUGAUCAUAUAAUUUUUUCACAAUACAGGUGUUAUAUCAGUGAGAAGCUCACAUAAAUUUCAUUGUUUUCAUACAUUGCAGAACUUGAUUUUGCUAAUUUCUGAGCAUUUCGAUUACUGGCCACCAUUUCAGAUGUCUACACACCUGAUUUCAGAAGGUUUCAAUAUACUUGUGAAAUUGUUUUAAAUAUUUGACCCUGAACUGUAUAAGCACGCGCACACACACAGAGAUUGUACUGUAAGAUAACAGACUGUUGUCAAAGACAGAUGUUGAACUUCACUAUAGUAAAAUGCUGAAAUGAAAACAGAAUUGUGUCCAUCUUUUACUUUCUCCCAUUAUUUCAUCCGU